UACUUUGGCAAUGGUUAUCAAUGAAGUGUAAACUACGGAAGUCUGGUGCCAUGUCAGGACCAGUUCUAGCCUCUUGAGGCAGGUCUCGGGUCUGUGGAGGUGGUUAGAGUCUAGAAGCUCGGCCCCGCCCUACAAUAUUUGCCUAAGCGGAGCUCUUGUUACCCGCCCCUCAUGUGUCAACAAGCGGGGCCCCCACAGUGUGUUAUUUACAAAUGGGGCCUGUGGCCACAGGGACCCCGCCCUACUUUUCUGCCUGGCUUUCCGGGCAUCUGGGCCUUGCCUCCAGCAGCACUCUGCGUAUCACCUUGGCAACGGGGGGGGGCGGGUCUGGAGAGAGCACUGGGGCGCUGAGGCGGAAGCUGAGGUGAUGCGUGAUCUCAGUGAAGACAAAGCGCUAGCCUUGAGGUAGCUGUGGCUGCUUCGUCAGCGCACCCCAACCGGAAGUCAGGAGGCGCGGCCGGCGGGCUAACAUGGCGGCGGCCUCCGCGUCUUCCCUCGGCGGCGGUGCGUGGCCUGGCUCUGAGGCUGGGGACUUCUUGGUCCGCUACCGGCAGGUGUCCAACAAGCUCAAGAAGCGCUUCCUGCGGAAGCCGAACGUGGCCGAGGCCGGGGAGCAGUUCGCGCAGCUAGCCCGCGAACUGCGCGCCCAGGAGUGCCUGCCCUAUGCCGCUUGGUGCCAGCUAGCUGUGGCGCGCUGCCAGCAGGCGCUCUUCCACGGGCCCGGGGAGACGCUGGCCCUCACGGAGGCUGCUCGACUCUUCCUGCGGCAGGAGUGCGACGCGCGCCAGCGCCUAGGCUGUCCGGCCGCCUACGGCGAGCCUCUGCAGGCGGCUGCCAGCGCCCUGGGCGCCGCUGUGCGCCUUCACCUGGAGCUGGGCCAGCCUGCCGCCGCCGCCGCCCUGUGCCUUGAGCUGGCCGCCGCUCUUCGCGCCCUGGGCCAGCCGGCCGCUGCCGCAGGUCACUUUCAGCGCGCUGCUCAGCUGCACCUGCCCCUGAUGCCACUGGCCGCCCUGCAGGCGCUCGGCGACGCCGCCUCCUGCCAGCUGCUGGCGCGCGACUACACCGGCGCCCUGGCGCUCUUUACACGCAUGCAACGUCUGGCACGGGAGCAUGGCAGCCACCCGGUGCAGCACCCCGAGCUCCCACCCCCGCCCCCGCCGGGACCCCAGCCAAGACCUGGCGUGGCCCCGACCCUGCCCCUCCCGCUGCUGCUCCCGGACCAGGCCCCAGGCUCUGCUGCGCCCUCUCCCGGUACACUGGGUGCCUUCGCAGACAUCCUUGUCAGGUGUGAGGUGUCCCGUGUGCUGCUCCUGCUGCUCCUGCAACCACCGCCCGCCAAGCUGCUGCCCGAGCACGCCCAGACCCUGGAGAAAUACUCCUGGGAGGCUUUUGACGGCCACGGCCAGGAUAGCAGCGGCCAGCUUCCUGAGGAGCUGUUUUUGCUAUUGCAGUCCCUGGUCAUGGCUGCCCAUGAAAAGGACACAGAAGGCAUCAAGAAGCUGCAGGUGGAGAUGUGGCCGCUGCUGACUGCUGAGCAGAACCACCUCCUUCACCUCGUUCUGCAGGAAGCAGUCUCCCCCUCGGGCCAGGGGGUCUGAUAAGUCACCUGAACCAAACAGCCUUUCCUCCUGAUGUGGGUGUAGAACUCUCAGAUACUUCUCCAGCACCAUGUCCGCCUGUGUGCUGUCAUGUUCUCACCACAAUGAUCAUGGAUACAACCUGAAACUGCAAGCAAGACCCAGAGAGAAAGAAGAAAGGAAAGGCUGCUAGAAUGGUCUGAAGAUGCAUGCCUCAGCGAACUACUUCUUCCAACUGUGCUCUGCCCUCGGAAGUUUCUACUACUUCACAAUAGCACUACCAGUCAGGACCAGGCCUUCUACCAAUGGGCAUUUCAGGCCUAUUCUGGAUCGGAAUCAUAAAUGGAAUAAAGACUUGCUGCAGGAAGCCCUCCUACUUCUGAUGCUGACACAACGGAUUCCUUCAAAGCUAAGGCUGGUACUCACGGAGAGUUUUUCUGCCUGUUUCUUGACUUGAUCUGCAUCCAUGGAUAACUUCCUAUUCAAAUUCAUAAUCUGAAGAGAAUAGUCUUGGUAAAGUUUCUGCCUGUGAAUGAUAGCAAUGAACAGAGUGAUAUUCCAUCACAAUGCGAAGAAAGUGCAUUCGAAGCACGACUGACUUGCCCUCACUAACACUAUCGAUGGAGGAUGGGGAAAUGGCAUCUAUUUUAGAAUAUUUUAUUCUGACAGAGCAAAGGAAGCCCAUGUGGAUUAUUUCAUCUUACACUGACAGUAUUUGUUCCUCCCUGGCUGAGAGAGAAGUCACUUCAAAUGCCUCAGCUCUAGAAAAUUUAUGGAGAAUUAUCAUUAGUAUUCUAUUAAUAUUCCACAAGUAUUCACCUUCCUGACACAUACAGCUUCUCCUUUAUUUCCUCUUUCUGGAGAACAGAUCCAAUGAGCAUGCACAUCCACUACCAUCAGAGAAUUCUGUGGAGGCCUUCCCACUCUUCCUCACGUUGUGCCAGUGAGGAUUUUGGUACAGUUGCAUAGUAAACACUGCUCCUGAAAUCUAUGCGACAUAGAGGCAUGUCUAUGGAGGCAUGAGAUUUUCAUUUAUGUCACAUGGAACAGAUGAUUGACUGACUGCAGGAUGAAUGCUUUGAGGUUUUCAAGCUCAUCAUGCCCAGCACAUUCAUGCGAUGCAUACACCGUCCUUACUGUUGCACUGAUUCAACUGCAUGUGUCAGAACGGUCAUCGUAAUUCAUCCCUAGGAAAUGCAGCUGACUUCGGUUAUGAUGUGAGGCUAUAAUAAGACUAAAGGAAGUCUACUGUAUACAGAAAAACCAAGCCAAAUACAUUUUCCAACCGAGCUUCUGGCCAGUGGGGGUCACGGCUAUUCCUCAACCUCUUGCCAUCAUGCUUACUAACCAAAUGUCAAAGGGUCUCGGAUCAAAGCACCCAGAAGCAACAACCGUACCUUUGUUCGCACUGGAUUUUUAGGACAUCCUCAACUUUCUGCUCCAUGGUUUCAAAAGACGCCAUGAUGAUCGCUGUGAAUCUUUCUCUGUCUCCUUGAAGAAAGUUCUUAAUGGGCUCUGUAUUGAAAUACAAUCUUCUAACAAUUACUGUACAGUUCCCUCAACUUUAGUUUUCUACUUGGAAAGACACUUGUUAUCAAUAGAUGGAAACAAUCUGUCAAUGAUAAGAUUAUUUGCCUCCUUCCUUUCAGUCAAGAAUUUGUGGUUAUGACCUUGAUGUGGAAUUGGACAGCUGGGCUUCAGUGUCUAUAUAUUACAUACAAAACACAGUGGACCUUACAAAACUUACAAAAAGGGUUUCAAGUCAGUGUGCAAUUUCUUUAUGAGACGUCAUUUAUGAGGUAUAAAUUUAAUCAAUGUACUCCAGUUCAAGAUGUGCUCCAGUUCAAGGACACAUUCAGAGGGACUGUUGGGCCGCUUUGUGCAAAACACAAAAGUAGUCCAAUUACAAAGCUCUCCAAAGACUCAGAGAUUAUUGCACAGCGAGAUUAAAAUACUGUAAUUACUGCAGCCACUGUGAAGUUUUUAGACAAAUUUGACAAGGUAGACACCCUGAAUAAUUUAAAGGCGGGGAACCACAUUGAUUUGUAGAAAAGUGUGUGGUACUGGGGAUGGAACCCAGCACCUUAAGCACACUAGGCAAGUGCUCUCCCACUCAGCUACAUCCCUAUAACCUGAUUCCUGAAUAGUUUCUAGAUAUGACGCUCCAUCAGAAAACUCUACAGAGCUCCCCGCCAGUUGUCAAGUUUGCAAUGUUUUUGUGUUUUUUGGUUUUUUUUUUGUUUUGAACAGUUCAUGUGACUAACAUCUGACACAGCAAUUUAAAGCAGGACUCAGUCUGAUCAUAUAAUGGUCACAGGCUACCAGUGCUGACUUCAGCUUUCCACUGCAUUUUUUUUUUUUUUUUGCACAUUAAACAGUGGGUAUCUAUUUAAGAGGGGUUGGCCCUCACCAACCUGCCCCCCACACACACAAAGAGCCAGACUAGAAUACAAACAAGUGAAGUAAAAAUGUGAUACUUAAAACAGACAUAUCACUUGUGUGAAUCAAAACCUGGGAGACAGAUAAUUUCAUAGUUUUCAAAUAUCUCACAGUGAGUAAAUAAAAGCAUCCACACUGCCGGUGCCAUGUUCUCCAUAUUGACAGUUAACAUGAGGUAGAGAGUUGGUAAUCUAAUAAAUACUAUUUUGACACUGAGUGCUUGAGAACAAGGUAGUAAGCACACUUCUCUUGUCUGCCAAGUGACAACUCCCUCGCCUUGCACUUCUUUGGGUCAAACAGUUUUCUCAAAUUCCUAAUAUCUCCUAGAACAUACCUUCACAUUCUUCAAAUAAAUCCUGUAUUUCCUUCCUGCAAAGAAAUCACAUUUUUUACUUUAAUGUAUACAAAAGGCCGUUUUGUAGUGUGAGUGGAGGAAGUGGAGUGUGCCACACAGCCUACAUACAAUUCACAUUUCAAGAGCAGGCACUGACUUUUCUAGAUUUCUUUGUGUGCAGAGGAAGAGCAUGUGUGCACCCAUGCCAACCUCAGAGGUAGAAGUGUGGUGUCCUCCUCUCUCCAUCUCCACCUUAUUCCUGUCAGACAGAUGCUAUGACAGGACCUGUAGUCUGCUGGAGGCAUGAGACUUUCAUUUCUUACCACACUGAACAUCUGACUGACUACGGGAUGAAUGCUUUGAGGCCUUUAAGCUCAAUGCACCCAGUACAUUCAUGCGAUGCAUACACAUUACAGGCUGCUGCAUUUACUUACUUACUUAUUUAUUUAAUCUCAGUUUAUUUUGUUAGGCUGGCAGUCAGCAAGCAUCCGCAAUCCUCCUCCCUCUGCCACAUCAUACCCCUCAGUUCUGAGCUUAAAAAGUGUGUGUGGCCAUGCAUGGUUUUUUCUGUGGGUGGUACAGAUCUGAACUCAGGUUCUUGUGUUUGUACAUCAAGCACUCUUCCAGCCAGACUUUUCUAAAUUUAUUUUAUGAGUGGGUAAACAAUGAAACGUAUCACCUGGCCUGUUGCCCUUCUUUUCCAGAGGAAGUAAUGUCCUCACUACUGACAUCAAUGACUCCUUUGUCCACUGUAUUAAAAAGGAAGAGGAAAAAUAAUUUGAAACAAAGUGUGCUGUUCUUAUCAUCCCCCAUGGAAAACAGCUUCAUUUUGGGGUUUCUAGAUCCCAUAGCAAUGGUUACACUUUUUAAGGCAGUCAUCUGUGCAGUCAUGUAUGUGCACACCUCUCUCUCUCUCUCUCUCUCUCUCUCUCUCUCUCUCUCUCACACACACACACACACACACACACACACACACACACACACACACACACGCACGCAAAACUCUUUGGGCUUGAGUCUGGGAACAGUUGGUGCAGGGGCCUGUACCGGUCUUCCAGAGAGUCACUGUGACCCAUGUGUUCCCAGAGAGGCAGGCUGACUAGAAAGAACAGCCUUAUGUGCCUUGCAGGCUUCCUGUGGGGUGGGAAUUUAAGGUAGGGGAACCUAAAGCCACAAACAAGCUUGAGCAACAGUUAUUAGCAUCUGAAACCUCCUGUUGGUCCAAGAAAAAUCCAUGCACCUCAUCCACUCAGCGCUCCAUCUGCCAAGAGAUUUUAGGAUGUCCCCGGGGUGGACACAGCCCUACAGGAGCCCAUCUGUUUUUCACCUGGGGUGAUUGCAUCUGGGUUCUGGGUGUCAUCUGAUGUGAGAUUUGGAUCCAGCCUUGGGCGCAUGCCAGCACUGUCAGUGGCUUUCCUUUCCCUGCUUGACAUGGCUAGAGUCUUCUUGGGCUAGAUAGGACUCCUAGAACGACAGACACCAGGAGGAAUUACAAGACAGCAAUAGGAACAGGGACUGGGACUCCACAGGGUGAGGCCAGGUGUCCUGGCACUUGUGCUGCAGCAAAGAGAGGGCAAGAGGAUGUCACCAAUGUUCUGUUCUGUCCCAUUUCUCUACCAGAACGUGGAGCUCCCCAACGCACUACUUCUCAAGAUCGUUACUCUCUGCUGCUUUCCCAACCCUUGGUCAGGAAAAUCCUGGGCACUGCCGCUCCCCUGUAAAACAAGACACCUAAUGCUGGUGUCAGGUUGGGAAUUCCAACUUGCUGAGGGCCUACUCAGUCACCAAGGCCAUAUCUCCCAGCUCGUACACUGUCCCACUCAGCCCUCCCAAUCCCUGUAGCCCUCAUGACCUCUCCCUAGCCUUGCCCUCUGGGGCCUUGUCCAGUCCCAUUCGCAGGUGAAGCUCCUGAUAUCACCCCACAGGUUUGCCUUGGUCCUGCCUCUUUGUGACCCCACUGUCCUACCACAUGAACUAUGUAAGGCUCCUCUCUGAUCCCUGUCACAACUGGGGAGACUCAUAACAGAGUUCCCCAAUAGCCAAUCAUCCACCCAGGGUACUCUCCCACCCUGGGAGCCUCCUUCUCCUCAGAGAGUGGUCAUAUCUAUCUAGGCCCCACCUCCCAAUGCACAUCUCUCUGACGGUCUGGAAAGGCAUACAUGCCCAGGAUUAAGUGGCUUAAACUGGCACUUGUAGGAUUUGUAUGCAGAAGCUGCUGGUUGGUGAAGGGGCCCAGUCCUGCCCCACCCCCUUCAGAUAGGCAUUUCUGUCCAGGCAAGGCCCAUGGCCGCAUGUAAGCGAGACCCAGACGUCCACUGAGGCCUCCAACUGGACACAAGGAGCAAUACGUGGAAGGUCACUUCUUCUUCUACACCUCACUGUCACACCCGGCUCUCUUCAAACCCGAAACCCUCAGGAGCCCUUCCUCCACUGCUCUCGGUGUUCUAUUUCACUACCAGGUGAAAGUGAGUCUUGCAAACUUCACAUCACAGAGAAACCUUGACCCUUCUGCCUCAAGCUCCCACUCUCCUCCCCAAAGGGCUGUGGAUCCAGGCUGACCCCGGGAUCACGACUGAGUCUGCUAAUUACCCUGUCACUCACCUAGGUGACCACACUUCACCACCUUCCUCUGAGAGGCCCCACCUCCUGGAAUGGAUCUCUGACUAGCUGAAACACCAUUACGUGGGCACCAAGGCUGCCUACAGGCACUCCCAAAGCUGUGAGGCCUGCCCAUCAAUCACCCAUUCCUGACUUGGGUCCUGCUGUUGUGCACAUGCUUGCACAAAGUGGCCAGGGUUCCUCCUCCCCUUCAGACUACCCAGCCUGUCGAGGUAUUGCCAGUGGAAGCAUCACAGGCGGACCCAGUUGUCCAGUCUAGACCCAAAGGCGGCUAAAAAAAAAAAAAAAAAAAAAAAAAAAA
Molecule: messenger RNA, 7270 nt
Organism: Peromyscus leucopus (white-footed mouse)
Lineage: Eukaryota; Metazoa; Chordata; Mammalia; Rodentia; Cricetidae
Product: 40-kDa huntingtin-associated protein
Exons: 4
Coding region: 471-1598 (375 amino acids)
Biological process (GO): vesicle cytoskeletal trafficking
Cellular component (GO): early endosome
Molecular function (GO): protein binding
Source: RefSeq, a predicted model, not a curated record